AUGAGAACGCCUGGCCCGAAAUCAACCCCCGAGGACCGACGAAGAGGCGAGGUCGCGCUCAGCGAGUUUGCUGAAUACGCAGACAAGCAGCAGUCGCGCCGCUCCGCCCACCCGGUGCCUCCCGAAAAUGGCACAAGCGACAAAUCCGCUGGCCAUGAGGAUCAUGCGGAAUUGGACAUCCUUGACCAGCUGGGGCUCUCCGAUGACCCGAAAACCGUGAAGUUGAAGGACCUCCUGCUUAGUCCCGAGGACAAAGUCGAAGAGAAUACAAAGGUUCUGGCGGAAAUCCUGCAAAAUCGGAUUGACGAAGGUCAUGGAGAGACUGUCUUCGACCUUGGUCUGGAGGAUGGUGGAGAGUCCAUGUCCCUCUCUCUCGACGAGUGGAACAAGGCGCUCCAGCGGCUCCGUGAUACGGCAGACACCCUCGCGGCGCAUUGCCGUAUUCUGCUUACCUACAAUGUCGGAGGCCCCGACGAGUCGCGCGUCCCGAAUGAUCGAGUAAAGGGUGCGUGGGGUAAGGUCCUGGUUCGACAGCCUGCUGAGACGGUGGAGGAAAUGGCUGAGAUUCGUGUGGCCGUCGUGGGAAAUGUUGAUGCGGGAAAAAGUACCAUGCUUGGUGUUCUCGUGAAAGGGGGCCUGGAUGAUGGUCGUGGAAAGGCUCGAGUGAAUCUGUUCCGCCAUAAACACGAAAUUGAGAGCGGACGAACGAGCUCCGUCGGUAUGGAAAUCAUGGGCUUUGAUGGUCAUGGUGAAGUCGUGAGCAGCUCUCAGGGCCGCAAACUAUCCUGGGAGGAAAUCGGUAAACGGUCCGCUAAGGUUAUUUCCUUCUCCGAUCUAGCCGGCCACGAGCGUUACCUGCGAACGACAGUCUUUGGAAUGCUUAGCAGCAGCCCCAACUACUGCCUCCUCAUGGUUGCAGCCAAUAAUGGGCUCAUCGGCAUGAGCAAAGAGCAUCUGGGUAUAGCUCUUGCUUUGAACGUGCCGGUGAUGGUAAUCAUCACCAAGAUAGACAUCUGCCCUCCACAGAUCUUGCAGGAGACAAUUUCCCAGCUGACCAAGAUUCUCAAGUCGCCUGGAGCGCGCAAGAUACCUAUAUUCGUCAAGAAUAUGGAAGAGACCAUCAACACUGCGGCGCAGUUUGUCUCUCAGCGGAUAUGCCCGAUCUUCCAGGUUUCCAAUGUCACUGGUGACAAUCUCGAGCUGGUUCGCACGUUCUUGAAUAUUCUUCCCUAUCGCGGCCAGUACAACCCCGAUGCACCAUUCGAGUUCUUGGUCAAUGACACGUUCUCCGUGCCUCAUGUCGGUACAGUCGUCUCGGGUGUGGCCAAGUCCGGGGUGAUACAUGCAGGCGACACAGUCUUGGUUGGGCCUGACUCCCUUGGCCAGUUCACAACGACGACUAUCAAGUCCAUUGAGCGCAAGCGUAUUCAAGUGAAUGCCUGCUUCGCUGGACAGUCUGGCUCGUUUGCGCUAAAGCGAGUGCGUCGGAAAGAAGUUCGCAAAGGCAUGGUUGUUCUUAAGAAGCUUGAACAGCCUCCAAAGGUCUUCAAGGAGUUUGUCGCAGAGGUUCUUAUCCUGUCCCACGCGACAACCAUUAAACCCAGGUAUCAAGCGAUGCUUCACGUCGGGGCAGUGAGCCAAACAUGCUCCGUCAUAGACAUUGAUCGCCCCUACAUAAGGACUGGCGAUCGUGCUCUUGUUGCUUUCCGAUUCAUGCAACGCCCUGAGUUCCUCGCUCCUGGAGAUCGAGUACUUUUCCGGGAGGGCAAGACCAAGGGCUUGGGUAUUGUCAAGAGUGUUGGAUACGAUCCGAGCAACCCAUUGAACCCCGAAAUGAAGAAAGAAUUUGAGCGGAAAGAAUAG
Messenger RNA from Aspergillus calidoustus, 1863 nucleotides. The record is from the annotation of a GenBank genome assembly. Lineage: Eukaryota; Fungi; Ascomycota; Eurotiomycetes; Eurotiales; Aspergillaceae.